Messenger RNA from Paralichthys olivaceus (Japanese flounder), 5759 nucleotides. RefSeq names its product hyccin 2. Gene Ontology annotation, cellular component: plasma membrane. Gene Ontology annotation, biological process: protein localization to plasma membrane; phosphatidylinositol phosphate biosynthetic process. NCBI's taxonomy places the organism in Eukaryota, Metazoa, Chordata, Actinopteri, Pleuronectiformes, Paralichthyidae. The record is from RefSeq and is a predicted model, not a curated record.
AUCACUUCCGCUCGGUCUGACCAAUCGCGUGGCUCUGUGGCUCAGCAGCAGCGUUGCAGUGUGGGGGAUCAUACACGGAGAGAGAGAGGGAGCGACUGGAGGGGAGAGACUCGACCUGGGUGACCGCUCUGGACGAACGCCACCCCCGCUUCCCUCUGACACACUCACCGGGAGACCAGCAUCACCAGCCUCGGUCCGGGUGACCCUCAGUGAGUGACAAAUGUGUGACAAAGCAGAGAACCACUUUCCUCUCCCAGUGGAGAUCUGAGUUCCGGGACACUGAGGCAGCCGGUGGGGGUCUCUGAGGAAGAUGCUGGGUUCAGAGCGCGGUGUUGUCGAAGAAUGGCUCUCAGAAUUCAAGUCCUUACCAGAAACCCACAUCCCCAGCUACGCCGGCAGCCUUCACUUAAAGAAGUCCCUGGUGCCAGCUCUCUACAGAGUCAUCCAGGACCCCAACAAUGAGCUGCUGGAGCCGGUGUGCCACCAGCUGUUUGAGCUGUACCGGAGCUCUGAAGACCGCCUGCGACGCUUCACUCUGCAGUUCCUGCCUGAGCUGGUGUGGGUAUAUCUGCGGGUCACGGCCAGCAGGGAUCGUCAGAGCAAUGGCUGCAUUGAGGCGCUCCUCUUGGGCAUCUAUAACCUGGAGAUUGUCGACAAAGACGGCAACAGCAAGCUCCUGUCCUUCACAAUCCCAUCGCUGUCCAAACCAUCAAUAUAUCAUGAGCCUUCUAGUCUGGGGUCCAUAGCACUGACAGAGGGGGCUCUGUGUCAACAUGACCUGAUCAGAGUGGUGUACAGCGGCCUCCACCCACAGAGAGAGACCUUCACAGCGCAGAACAGGUUUGAAGUGCUGUGUUUCCUCAUGCUCUGCUACAACUCUGCUGUGGUGUACAUGCCCAUCUCUUCCUAUCAGUCGAUCUGCAGAAUGAGCUCACGGUUGUGUGUAUGUGGCUUCCCUCGGCAGCAACAGAAGCUUUGGCGGGAACCUUGCAACCGUGUGCUGCUGGACCCUGAGUUUAUGGUGCAGAUGCUGACUGCUGUGUAUCAUGCCAUAUACAAUGGAGAAUGGGAGAUGGGGCGGGAAGCUCUAGAGGACAUUCUGUACAGAGCUCAGCUGGAGCUUUACUCCCAACCUCUCCUGCUGGGGAACGCUAUGAAGAACUCGCUGCCAGAAAGUGCUCCCGACGAGUCGCAGGGGCGCAAGGUGCUCCAAGUGGAGGUGACGCCAACCAUAAGCCGCAUCUCUAUCUCAGCCAUCACAACUGCCUCCAUACGGCGCCACCGCUGGAAAAGAGAGGAUGCUGAUGGCAUGAGCGGCGGGGAAGAUUCCUUCAACGUCAAUGACCCAGACGAGGGUUUCUCCUCCGGGGCAUCCAACAGCAGCCAGCCCAGCGGCAUCAAGGCAAGCGGCAGCGUAGGGCCACGGGGCGGCAGCCUGAACAGCAGCAGCAGCAGCAUCAAGAAAGCCAUCACAGCCCGACUGUCACGGGACAAAGAGAGAGAGAAAGAGCGGGAGCGGGAGAGAGCAGCAGAAAAACAGGCCGAAUUGUCUACUGAUCACCAGGCGGCUGCAAGGAGGCAUCACCAGAGGCAGCAGUCGCCUCCAGCCAGCAUCACCUUGGAUGCCAUCCAGCUGAGCCCCAUAAAGAAGCACCUGAGCUUCCCUGUGGGGCCCACACUAGUGCGGACUGGUAGCACCUCCUCCAGUAAGUCCUUUGACUGCAUGAAUUUCAACCUGAACGGAGGCAAGGACGAGCGAGAGGAAGCACUGGGAGGCUCAGACAAGGAAGGGGAGCUUCCAGCAGGCGGCUCCCACCGCCACUCCACCAUUAGCCUGCAGGAGGAGCACCUGAUCAGGCCAGAGGAUGCCCAGGACCUCCUGUCUCCUGGAGCUCCCCUCACCAAGCAGUCCCGCUCCCCCAGCUUCAACAUGCAGAUCAUAUCACAGGUCUAACGUGCAGGGCAUAAUACACACACACACACACACAGACAUGCAAAACUUAACCAUCAAAGUGUGUUAACACCGAACGCGGCGUGAUUACAUACAAAGUGAGAGAGAGCCCUGGGCGUUUUGACAAAUGCCAAGCUCAAGUUGAAAUCUUUGAACUUUCGGUCAAAUUUGCGUGAUGCAAUGUCCCAUCAUCCAAUCGGCGCUGAGAAUGAAACUCUGUGAACUCAGUCCUGGCACCGACCCGAGCUAGAGAGGGAUCAAACUGGUCUCUGCUCAGCCUCAGGUGGAGCUGGAAACCAUAGUCAUCUAGACAAAGCUCCCUUUUGAGCCGGUGACAGUCCCCAAGCUGUUUUUCCACAACACGCGAUUUACCGGAAUAAACACGAAUGAUGGUGAAGCGCGUUUAAAGCGUCGUGAAAAUUUGCUCCAUUUUCGGUGCGAACACACCAUUGACUCCUACAACUUCUGUCUACCUGUGUGUGAAAACGUGUGUGUGUGUGUGUUAAGGAACACACCCUUUCAACAUCCAUUAAAUAAAAAUUGUCCUGCAGUUACUGAGAAUGCAACAAGAAAGUAGUAAAAUCAUAGCAGCCCACUUCGGUUACCACAGUCGAGCAUUAAAGAGUCCCUGCUGUUUUCGUGGAGAGAAAAGUCGUAAGGAUGCCACGCUAGCUGUAGGGGAAGUAUGACAUUUCAGAUUUUUCUUGAGUUCCUGACUGAAUCAGUCGUCAUGAAUCAGCAAUAACACUUAUCGUCACUGAAGAGUUCUCUUCAUUCCUUCCCUGUCAUUCCCGGGCUCACGUGCAAUCGUUCUUGCUGAUUAUCUUCCUUUUUAAUUGCUGUUAAAAUGGGAAAUGGUUUUACGAAAAAUUAAUAAUAUUUAGUUAAUUACAAUCCAAAGAAGAUAGAUUUUGUUUUCGUUCACUAUGCUGAAAUCAGAUUUUGUCAGUUCCAAAUGAUUCUCAGCCCUCGACUUGAAUUUUGUUCUGAAAAUUAUUGUAAUAAUAAUUAUUAUCUGAUUUGAUCUAUAAAAUCAAACUUUUAAGAUUGUUGUUAAACCAAACUGGAAUGUGAUAAGGGUUUGUCUUGCCCCAGACUUUUAACCUGGCAAAUCACUACUGUGCAGCUACAGGAGGAAAGAAUUCCUCUUGUGAUUUGAUAUAAAAGCUGAAACUUGAGUAAGAACUGGAUGAAAACAUUGAGACGGUGCAGGUUUGUGUCUGAAGCUAAAGGCAAUGACUGUAUUUUGUAUUGGAUUGUUUUUUCUGGUUUAAACCAUUGAAAUCUGAAAGCACUUAUUGGUGUCGAGGCGUGUGCGUGGCGUUGUCUCUGAUCCGUUGAAUUUGCCGCUGGAGGAUCAUACUAGUCACUGUAGAUCAGCAGUAACCACGAUGGUGGUCUCGUCGAGCUGCGCUCUGAUUGGAUGCUCAUGAAACAUUUUGUUCUACCUCAUUGUGUGUUCACCUGCCACUCAGACACCUGUCUCCCAAUCAGAUGCAGGAUUAAAGACCCCAUUAGGUUUGAAACCGGAGCACUCGACCAGUAUAGCGAGGGACCAACAAGGUUUCACACUGCAACUAUAACGACACUGAUGAAUCUGAGGAGUUUCGACUGAAAUUCUGGGCCGCGCAUUUCAGUUCAAUCGCAUUGUGCACAAACUCACAACCUCUGUCUUCAGGUUUUCAUUUUCUCUGUCAUAUAUCAAACAACCACACUGGGAGUUAACCUGAUAAUUUACCUAGAGAAAUGUCCUGCUUAUCUUUUUAUUUAUGGAAUAAUUUUCAAAGUGCAAUUUUGUUCUCCUCACGUGCAUGGAGUUGGAUCUUCUCUGCUGUUAAAUGCCUGCAUCUGUGCACAGUGCUAGCUAACCUUCUCUAGUGUUUCCUGCCCAGACUGAGUGAUUUUAAAACAUGGCGUGCUUGUCUGCAUGUUUCGUGCCCUGCAAAGCACUGCUGAUUUUUAGAUGCGUGAUUUAACAAGUUGGACCCAAGUCUCGUCUUUUGCCAGAUGUGCCAACACACAUCCUCUUAAUCUUUUUCGCUUGGGUGUCUUAAGUUAAAAUGCCUUUUUUUCUGUUUACUUGUCUUAUUUUAAAUUUAAGGCACAAAAAGGGAUUUUUGGACGUGUGGCUCAACGUGCCCUUAGAUGCGGCUUCACCUUUUUUGCCAUGAACCUUCUUUUCACUUGUCACUCGUGUGUGCGACACACUGUACUUUCACAAUCAUUACUAAGCUUUGCUGUUCACGUUAAAAAGCAGUAUAGUAAGCGUCUGUGUACUGUAGCCGUCAGCUGUUGUAUUGCAUUUCCCCACGUCUUGCUCACGUGCUCGUUGAAAACGAGGGUGAAUGAUUAAUGUAUAUAAAAGUCAGUUCAGUCUGCAGUGAAAAUGUCUCCUGCUGUGCUGAAAAACCGUCCCACAGCCGCUGCUCCUGUGGUGUUUUCCCCCUUAAACAUUUCAGGCCAAUCAGCGUUCGAUUGCUGGCCCUUUGGCCUCACGACGCUCCUCCUCCUCCUCCUCCUCCUGCUGGACUGGACUGCGGAAGAAGAAGAAGAGUGCAGUUCACGCUCUCACCUGGUCUGUCUGCCGUCAUCCUCUGUGCUGUGUUGCUCCCAGCGAGCUGUGUUACCAUUUGCUGUAUUUUGCUGUGAGUUGAGUGGCACCCUUUUGCUGUUUUUAAAACUGGUGACGUGUUCAUGUCAUUAAUAUAUGAGUGCCCCUGACCGAGAUUUACCAGCAGCCAUGUUGGUACUGUAUGUUGACUUAGAGUAAUCCCUCAGUGUCUGGUGUUAUUUGCAUGUGAUCGGGGCGGGAAAUGAACGCCGGCUAGCACACGUCCGAUUGGCUGUGGCUGAUUAUUUUAUCUUCCAUUUAUUUUGGCAGAAUUAUCAGCUCAGAAAUCCUCACGUGGUCCACUAACAUUUCAAAAAAAAUCUCUUCAAAGUUGUGGAAAUAUUUUGUUAACUUGGAGCCAGGUCUGCCGUUGCUGCUGGUGAACAAAGGUCAUUUCCUGUCCUGCAUGUGAUAACUGUGGGCUUUGGUUUCAUACAGUAUAAUGCACUUUAAUCCAUCCACCUCUCUCCUCAAGAUAGUUAUAAAUGAUAUAUAUAUAUAGAUGUGCAAAUGUGUAUACACUAAAUGCAGGGUUUUAGUCUCUUUAAAGUAGUACUUCUAUGUGAUGUCACAUCCAACACAAUGCUAUUUUUGUUAGUCUAAGGGUACAGCUAUCUAUUUUUAUUUUUUCAUUUCAAAACCAAAAAAAAAAAAAAGUUCCGUGGUCUGGAAGGUCUCAGGAGUUUAUCAAAAUGCCACAUUUAAAAAUGGCAGCACCAAAAUUUCUGUUCUUGAAGUCAGAAUUUAUUCUAUGCAACAUUUUUUCCCCUUUUUUCCUUUUGUUUUCGAUUCUUGGUAUACAGGCUCUCAUUAAUCCUUGUCGGGUGGGAUGGGGCUGAUGCAUUUAAGCUGAUAUUUAAGGUGCGAGUCCUCAACAGCAUCCCCAUUCAACAGUUCUGUUUGUACACCCUGUUGUGCUGCCACAGAGCGAAGCACCUCUCAUGUGGGUAAGAUACGAGAGAAAGCCACAUCUGGACUUCGGAUGCAUGUUGAGCCCUCAUGUCAGUUCCUCUGUGGCUCAGAGACGUCGGCCAGUGUAUGAAAUGUAAACAGAUGAUCGGUGAUGUAUCUGAUGCUUCGAGGGAAGCUGCUGUAAGAUGUUAUAACACUGUACCACUGCUGUUGUAUAAAUGGAGAGAAAGACUUAUUUUAAAUCUUGUAAAUAUCGAAUGUACAAAGGUGAGAGCAAGGUAAAUU